Messenger RNA from Theileria equi strain WA, 519 nucleotides. RefSeq lists its product as hypothetical. The coding region runs from base 1 to 519 and encodes 172 amino acids. The record is from RefSeq and is a predicted model, not a curated record. NCBI's taxonomy places the organism in Eukaryota, Apicomplexa, Aconoidasida, Piroplasmida, Theileriidae. The transcript is spliced from 4 exons.
AUGAUCACUCAAAGGAUGGAAGAAACCGUGGAUGAGAUAAAUAAAGAAAAAAUAGAACAUGAAAAAAUUCUCUAUGAAUUGAGUAGCAUAAAGCAUCUGAAUCAAAAGCUAGAGAUCGAUAAUAUUGUGCAUGUGAAUGAAAGCAAAAUAAAGAUAGAGGAAUUAUCUGAAACAUAUCUCCACAAAUAUGAGCUUCUCGAUACAGGAAAGGCUAGAGAUUUAUUGAAAGAGAAAAGUAAUCUAAUACUCAAAGAAGAGUUAGAUAAGAUUGAAUUAUCUGCAAAUUAUGAGAGAAAAAAUGUUGCUCAGAAGUUCAACAAAAUGGUAGCUUUAAUCAUUUUGUUAUACAUUAUCUCUUUAAAGGUGGAACAUGAGAAUGAAACAUUUACCAAAAACAUGAGAAAUCUAGAACAAAAAAUAUUAGUGUUAAAAGAAAUGAUUUCUAGCAAGAAUGAAGAGAAAAAGAAAAUAGUAUCCGAUCAAACAAUUCGUACUAGUCAUGAAGAUGUCAUAAAGUAA